UCACAGGGGCAUAGUCUCUUAUCCUUUGAGAGCUCACAGUGAGUCAGUCUCCGAGUCCUUUUUCUGACUCAGGAGCGUGUACGUGUGUAUGUGCGCGCAGCGCGUGUGUGUGUAAACCCAAGCAGUCAGUGAGAUUUGGAAGGUGGAUCGUGGUCGGGGGAGGCAACCCUGAUCUGGCCCAUGUCCACGGGACUCCUGCCUCUGAUAACUCAAGAGGCUUCAGGGCUGGACGGAGGAGAGGGGAUCCAGAGGAAGAGAGUCCUCAGUCUUACCAGAGGAGAGAUAUGCCAGGGAGAAAUGAGAACAAUGACAACAGAACUGAGCACAAUCAGCACUGGUGCUUCAUUGUGACAGGGCUGUGUUCAGCUACUCUGUGGUGAGCCGCUUCUGCCGUUUCUGCAGACUAUGGUCGCCAUUACAAGAUGGCGCUGGCUCCGCUGUGGUCUGUGACAAACAACUCCUUAUUUGGGAGAGUUGGCGCAUGGUUUUUCACCACCCUAUGAGAAAGCUCCACGUGGCAGCUUCACAUUGGGGCUUGAGAUGCUUUAUUAAGGCUGGGAGGGGCAUCCGAGAAGGAGAAGAAGAAAUAUCAAGGGCCUGAAUAAACUGCUGAAAGAAGAUUCCUGAGUUGCGUCUUCCUUGCGGGCAAGGGGUCGCGACAAGUGGUGCCGAGACCCGGGAACCAGAACUUUCAGCAGUCAGGGGUGGUGCACCGGUUAGUCCCAGGUAAGUGGGAUCCGCGAUCAAAGCGGGGUUAGUCCCAGGUAAGUGGGAUCCGCGACCAAAGCGGGGCAGCUCCUCUGUAAAGAAAGAGACAGCAUUACAUUUUAUUGCAGCUGCACUGUGUACUUUCGCUUUUGUUUUCUGUGUUUCUUUUGUUGUGUCAUUUCGCUUUUGUUUUUUGUGCUUCUUUUGUUGUGAUGACAGGGACGCUCCCCUGUAAAAGGAAGAGAGCGGGGAAUGCAUAGAACAGAACGCUCCCCUGUAAAAGGAAGAGAGCGGGGACUUUUGUACUUUCACUUUCUUUAUAGCUCUAAAAACAUUAUGGGCGUUGCUUCUUCAAGCCCAAUUUUGUUGGCCCUAGAUGUGUUGUUACAUUCAAAAGGACUUAAGAUAAAGCAGAGUACUUUGCAGAUGUUUUUAAGAGAAGCUGAUAUAGCGGCUCCUUGGUUUGCUUUUUCAGGGAGUCUUACGGUUCCCAGCUGGGACAAAUUAGGGAAAGAUCUAGAUUUCGCUCAUGAGCAAGGUACCUUGCAGGGUGGCGUUAUACCACUUUGGAAGUUAGUUAGAGGAUGUAUAACAGAUGGUAAAUGCCAGGAAGCUGUGAGUGAGGGUCAAGCUAUUCUUGAGCAACUGCAUGAGGAAAAAUCUGAAGGAUCAUGUAGUGAAGUGGCAGAGAGUAUUAAAAGUAACAGUAGUGAGAAGGCAAAAGAGCCUGAAGAUAAAAAUAGGAGAAGGCUCUACCCAGACUUGACCGAAUUAAAAACGCCUGAGAACACAAGCGACUCAGAGAGUUCUGAGGACCUUGAUAUAUUGUUACAACAACUACAUAAGAUAAAAAUGAAAAAGAAGAAAAAGGAGACACAGGGCACACAGGCCUACUGUAAGAAGGGGAAGGGAGUUAACAUCGGUCAACAAAACUCUGAGGAGGAGGAGGUAGAAUAUCUAGAAGAAGAUAUGGUGCCGAUUGCCCCACCUCCGUAUGUCGGGGGGAGCCAAGGUUCCGGGAGAUCUUUUCAUGCACAAGUUUGGAGGACAGUUAAUACAGAUAUGGGACUUGCAUACCCUGUAUUUCAGGACAAUAACAGGGGAAGAUAUCAUGAGCCUUUAGACUUUAAGAUAAUUAAAACCUUGGCAGAAUCUGUCCGCCCUUAUGGCAUAGAUGCCGUUUUCACUCUCACUCAGGUGGAGGGACUUACUAGAUUUUGCAUGACUCCCUCAGAUUGGGCUAGUCUAGUCCGCGCUUGUGUUUCCCCAGGGAAAUAUUAGGAGUCCAAAGUUGGCUGUUUAAUGUUUCUGGCAGUACCCAAGACUUGGAGCGAGGUAGGAGGCUUAAAAUUUCUGCAAAUAAUUCACAAUUAUCUAAUGCUACAUUACCCUCCGCAGCAGUCUGUCUCCAAUCUCCGUUCCUGUUUCUUUUGGCUAAUGAUACAUUACAGGGGAUGCUUAAUUGCUCUAAUAUUACCUGUUAUUUGUCUGAGUGUUGGAAUGGAUCCUGGCCUAUGGCAGUGGUUAUGAAAAUUCCAACUUUUGUCCCGAUCCCGGUUACUGCAGAUCCAGAGUCAUUUCCUAUUGUUGAACUGAUUAGAGCCCAUAGAGAUUUUGGAAUUACGGCAGCUAUAGUGACAGCUGUGGCGGUAUCUGCUGCUGCAGCAGUUACAGCUGGAGUAGCCAUGGCCAGCCAGGUUCAAACUGCUGCCACUAUUAAUCAGGUUAUUCAACAAACAUCCACCAUACUUGAAUCUCAAAGUAGAAUUAAUCAACACAUUUUAUCUGGGAUUCUGGCUGCUAAUCAAAGGAUAGAUCUACUUCAAGCUCAAGUUGAGGAAUUGUCUGAUCUAGUACAUUUGGGUUGUAUUGAUCAACGUGCACAUUUAUGUAUAACCUCUGUCAGAUUUUAUGAUUCCAGAAAUGCCUCCCACAUCAUCGGGGAGUAUCUAUCCGGAACCUGGUCCAUGGAAGCAGAAAACUUGAUCCAGUCUCAACUAACUCAGAUUGCUGUUUUGAACAGUACCCGUGUCGAUCCCGUGACUUUGGGGUGCUGUCAACUUGUUUGUCGUUAUAAACAGCCACAGUUCAGCCUCAGCUAUCCCCCUUCGUCCACCAUCGUCACGAUACAGGAUGCGAGGCAAGGCACUGCACUUGAGUGAUCCUUGACGUGGACCUCAAGGAGAGCAUGUCCUAUUGCAUGCGGGUUCGACGCGUCCACGCCCCGCCCCACGAAAAAAGGCGUCGGCUGAUAUGGCCUCAGAUCUGGGGAAGGGCCCUCCUUAGGACUGAGCCAUACUAUGCAGCCACUUCUGCACAGUGGGAUAGGACCUCUACUCUCGCCUGUAUUGUUUUAAGAAAACAGAAAGGGGGAACUGUGGUGAGCCGCUUCUGCCGUUUCUGCAGAUUAUGGUCGCCAUUACAAGAUGACGCUGGCUCCGCUGUGGUCUGUGACAAACAACUCCUUAUCUGGGAGAGUUGGCACAUGAUUUUUCACCACCCUGUGAGAAAGCUCCACGCGGCAGCUUUGCAUUGGGGCUUGGGAUGCUUUAUUAAGGCUGGGAGGGGCAUCCGAGAAGGAGAAGAAGAAAUAUCAAGGGCUUGAAUAAACUGCUGAAAGAAGA
Marmota monax (woodchuck) is the source of this 3332-nucleotide messenger RNA. RefSeq names its product endogenous retrovirus group K member 113 Gag polyprotein-like. Gene Ontology annotation, biological process: viral process. NCBI's taxonomy places the organism in Eukaryota, Metazoa, Chordata, Mammalia, Rodentia, Sciuridae. The transcript is spliced from 2 exons. Bases 961 to 1989 code for a protein of 342 amino acids. The record is from RefSeq and is a predicted model, not a curated record. Gene Ontology annotation, molecular function: structural molecule activity.